This is a messenger RNA of Populus trichocarpa (black cottonwood), 2260 nucleotides long. Its product is annotated as calmodulin-binding receptor-like cytoplasmic kinase 2. Gene Ontology annotation, molecular function: ATP binding; protein kinase activity. The transcript has 6 exons. The record is from RefSeq and is a predicted model, not a curated record. Bases 499 to 1821 code for a protein of 440 amino acids. NCBI's taxonomy places the organism in Eukaryota, Viridiplantae, Streptophyta, Magnoliopsida, Malpighiales, Salicaceae. Gene Ontology annotation, biological process: protein phosphorylation.
UUUGUGGUUCAAGCAGACAAAAUUUCCCACAGUACUUCCAGCUACCAACGCUUUCUUGAUUUGACAUCUUUUUCUAUUUUUUGGAGUGUUGAUAACGUCAAUAGACAAACACCAUGCUUUUUUUUCUUUUGGUGGAAUAUCAUUGUGUGAAAUUGGCAAUUUCUCAAGCUGAGUUGAAUCUUUCCACGCUGAUUAUUCCUGCCCUCUCUGCUUCUUUCUUUAUCAAGUUAUUUUCUGAAUUGCCGAGUCUUCGAAUAACGUAUUAAAAAAAAAAAAAGAGGGUUUCCAUGAGAGAAAAAGAGAGGUAGCUUGCUGGCCUUAAUACAUAAUCACUGCUACUAAUCUUAAAUGUAACUGGUGCUAUUGCCAUUCAUAACCUCAACGGCUCACGUAGCCACACCUACCUUUCAAAAACCGAAGUUUCCCUCUCUUUUUUUUUUUUUUUUUAUUAACACAACUACUACCGGCCAUUUCCACCGCGCUCUUGCUCUCUAAACAAUGAAAAGCCCAUGUUCUCCCUACGUUCGCCGGACCCCAGCCUCUGGCGUACGGUCUACGUCGGAACGUAUUCCUUACUCCCCUACAUCCUCCUCCUACUCAGGCAGCUCCGCCGUGAAGAAGCGGGACCCAUUGUUUGCGGUAGCGAAAUCGGUGGCCGGAGUGUUUGGUGCUUGUUUAAUGCCCCCCGAGCCUGAGCCGAACGAUUCAAAGGCCUUUGGUUCCUCUGAAGAGUUAAAAGCUCCCUCUGUUGUAUCCAAUACUUCUGGGAGCAGUGAAAGAAGGCAAGGUUCAAAUCGAGGCAUUUAUAGCAGUCCGUUCAAUUCAGUCCGUGAGAGAGAACCUGGGAGUGUAAAUUUUACCAUGGAGGAAAUAUAUACAGCCACAAGGAACUUCUCCCCGACGUUCAAGAUUGGACAAGGUGAUUUUGGGACUGUUUACAAGGGGAGACUCCAAGAUGGAACCGCUGUUGCCAUCAAACGUGCCAAGAAGAGUGUAAAUGACAAGCAUUUAGGUGAAGAAUUUCAAAGUGAGAUUCGAACACUGGCACAGGUGGAACAUUUACAUCUAGUAAAGUUCUAUGGUUAUUUGGAACAUGAAGAUGAAAGAAUUGUUCUUAUGGAGUAUGUUCCCAAUGGAACUCUCAGAGAACACUUGGAUUGCAUGCAUGGAAAUGUUAUUGACCUUGCUGUGCGCGUAGAUAUUGCAAUUGAUGUAGCUCAUGCAGUCACCUACCUUCACAUGUACACAGAUCACCCAAUUAUUCACAGGGACAUAAAGUCCUCCAACAUUCUCCUCACAGAAAACUUUCGAGCCAAGGUAGCAGAUUUUGGUUUUGCUAGACUGGCAGCUGACAGGGAUUCAGGUGCCACCCAUGUGUCUACCCAAGUUAAAGGAACUGCUGGAUACUUGGACCCAGAAUACAUGAGGACGUAUCAAUUAACUGAGAAGAGCGAUGUUUAUUCAUUUGGUGUGUUGCUGGUUGAACUAAUGACAGGUAGGCGUCCUGUUGAACCGGAAAGGGAAAUAAAGGAACGUUUAACUGCAAAAUGGGCAAUAAAGAAGUUUGCAGAAGGUAAUGCCAUUGUAAUCUUGGACCCGAAGCUAGAGCGAACUGCUGCAAAUAACUUGGCCCUAGAAAAGAUUCUGGAACUAGCAUUGCAAUGUUUGGCUCCUGGCAGACAGAGCAGGCCGAGCAUGAGGAAAUGCGCAGAGGUUCUUUGGAGCAUUCGUAAGGAUUACAAGGAACAAUCAACCUCAGAUUUUUGUUAUCUUAUUUCUUCUAAAUCACAGGGGAGUUUUUCAGUUAUAACAGAAGAAUAAACAAAUAGCUGCCUAGUAUUGUGGAAAUCAACCCCACACCAGAAAUGGUAAUGUAAAGAGAAGCAAGCCAAAGCAGUUGCUUUUCAAGACGAACAAGUGAUUUGAGAGUAACAGCGCAGGGUGGUCAGAAAGGAUUAAUAGUUUUCCAUAGAGCAUUGCCAAGAUGACGCAAUAUUGCUUAAUAAGAUUCAGUGCUUGCAAGAUCAUAGGAGGAACACUACUUGCGACGUUAUUAAAAAGCUGUAGGUUGGGGUCUGCAUUUUUGCUGCAUAUUUAAAAAUCUUAAAUAUAUUUCUGGCGAUCUUGAACUAUCAUUCUGGGAGAGCCAUGUUCGAAUGGUUUUGUUUUUUUUUUGGGUAAAACUUUGCGAAUAUUGUAUAUUGAUAGGUUCGCAAUAUUUAUCACCACUUUCUGAAGAAUUACACAAACAUUUCACUCA